Synchytrium microbalum is the source of this 1680-nucleotide messenger RNA. RefSeq lists its product as uncharacterized. Bases 1 to 1680 code for a protein of 559 amino acids. Gene Ontology annotation, molecular function: aspartic-type endopeptidase activity. Lineage: Eukaryota; Fungi; Chytridiomycota; Chytridiomycetes; Synchytriales; Synchytriaceae. The transcript is spliced from 7 exons. The record is from RefSeq and is a predicted model, not a curated record. Gene Ontology annotation, biological process: proteolysis.
AUGCGACAUCUAGUAGCUUUUUCAUUAGCUUUACCGCUUGUACACGCCAUAACUGUCCCUUUAUUCACUGCCCCGUAUGCAAAUUUAUCAGACUCGACAAUUCAAGGUUCUGGCAUGGCACGAUACCAAACAACUGCAAGUGGAGGUAAAGAACCAUCUAUGGGAGGUGGUAUAAAGACUUGUUACUUAAUUAAUCUAAGCAUACAAGGAAAAACUUUUAAUGUGGAAGUGGACUCGGGAUCGUCGAAUUUGAUUCUACCUACUACUAAUCUAGCGGGGUUUACAACAUCGUCAUCAGCACCAACAUGGUCCACAACAGGUCAAACACUACUACAGGCCCAAUCCGUGUCGCAAUCGUUUGCGGAAGGCUCCAGCUGGACUGGAUACAUCUAUCAAGACACAGUAACGCUUUAUGGCACUAGCAUAUCAGCUGCGUCACCACUAAUAGCAGUAACAUCCCAAUCCCAAAACCCCAAAGUCAUGGACGGAACUACUGGCUCAACUGGUCUCUUGGGUAUUGCAUACCGUUCCCUAUCCUCAUAUCAACCGUCCUCAGCAACCAGCCCAUCUACCGUAUUUGAAGCGCUCGUCGCUCAAAACCCCGGCACUGUGUCAAACACCAUCGCAUUCCGUGCAUGUCCUUACGUGUAUUCCGGUAGUUCGGCGAUGGAUAUUGGAGGCACAAAUGAUGCAUUGACGUGUUCGUCAUCUGGUGUUGUCGGAUGGGCAAACACGCCAUAUCAGGCAUGGUAUACGAUUCAAGUCUUGGGGAUUGCUGUGAAUGGACAAUUUACUACCUUACCGGCUGCAUUCCAAACCUCUAAUGCUUAUGGACAGUGGAGUAUUGUGGAUACCUGUACAAGUUUAAUCUAUUUGACUACGAAUGCUUGGAAGACACUUGCGCUUGCUGUCUUGUCUAGUAAUGCCAUCCCUGGAUUGUCUGGAUAUGGCAAUGAUCAGACUAACCCAUUUUUCAAUUACCAAAUUGGAAUACGUGCAAGUGCCGGAAGUAGCAUCAACUGGGCUGCUCUGCCUUCCCUAACCAUUGACAUGGUGAUGAAUUCGACAUCCGUUGUCACAGUCACCAUUUUUGGCCACCAAUACAUCCAGCUCGACCCAGUAAAUGGCUACGUCUUCACCGUCCUUCCACAAUCUACCUCCGUCAAUUAUAUCAACUUGGGAGCUUCAUGGUUGAAUUCUGUCUACACCGUUUUCGACCGUGACAAUUCUCGAAUUGGUUUUGCUCCUGGUUGUGGUUGUGAUAAAGCCAAUUCAUCCCAUCCUGCCGCAUUUGUUGGAGUUCGAGCCGUCAGUUCUUUGGCUUAUGAAAAUGGAACUGGAACUUUGCCGUUCUCGUUCUAUUCGAACAAUAAUACCCUGACUCCAAGUGCUGCAUCGCCGCGCUCCUCCGGAAGUCCUAUAGUAUUUCUGGCUUCAUUGAAGGCUGCAAAUGUUGGGUUGAAUCUCACUCGGGCCAAUAUGGACUUCUUCAUAGACAUUUGGUGGAACCCGUCUAUGAAGGGCACAGUUGAAGAACGUGUUCUAGAUAUUCAAAAUCGCAAACGAGAGCUGGCAGCUCCAGCCUUUGGUGACAAGAAGCCCAAAGAGACCAGGGAAUCCCGUCCUGAAGAUCUUCGUCGUCUUCUUGGAGGCGAUGAAGAAGAACGGCCAAUCCUUUAA